UCAUCGAUUAUCCAAUGGCGUCACUGUAAGUCGAAGGUCACGAGCGAAGCAGCAUGGCCGCUCUGUUAAGGGGCUCGCGGUGUCUAGUAGGAAAGUGUCAUAAUCAUGUCAACGCCGUGCAGGUCUCCAUCAGGUCCAUGGCCUCUAAAACCCAGGUGGGCUUCAUUGGCCUGGGGAACAUGGGAAACCCAAUGGCAAAGAACCUCAUAAAACAUGGAUAUCCAGUGAUGGUCUCAGAUGUAUUUCCAGAGUCCUGCAAAGAGCUACAGGAACUGGGAGCUCAGAUUCUGGACAGCCCUGCGGAUGUGGCAGACAAGGCAGAUCGAAUCAUCACAAUGCUUCCCUCCAGCCCCAAUGUUAUAGACGUGUAUACAGGCCCAAAUGGCAUCCUGAAGAAAGUGAAGAAGGGAUCCCUACUCAUUGAUUCCAGCACCAUUGAUCCAGCUGUCUCCAAGGAAAUGGCAGUUGCCACAGAGAAACUGGGAGCUGUUUUCAUGGAUGCCCCAGUGUCUGGAGGUGUUGGUGCUGCCACUUCAGGUAAGCUCACCUUUAUGGUUGGUGGGCUAGAGGAGGAAUUCAAUGCAGCCAAGGAGCUUCUGAGCUGUAUGGGUGCUAAUGUGGUGUACUGUGGCCAAGUUGGCACCGGACAGGCAGCUAAAAUCUGCAACAAUAUGCUGCUCGCCAUUGGGAUGAUUGGAACAGCAGAGACCAUGAACUUGGGAAUCAGAUUAGGGCUUGACCCAAAACUUCUGGCGAAGAUCUUGAACAUGAGCUCUGGCCGCUGCUGGUCAAGUGACACAUACAACCCUGUCCCGGGAGUUAUGGAGGGAGUGCCCGCUGCAAACAACUACCAGGGUGGCUUCGGAACUACACUAAUGGCCAAGGAUCUGGGACUUGCUCAGAAUACAGCAACUAACACAAAGACACCAGUGCCGUUGGGCUCUCUGGCCCAUCAGAUUUACCGCAUGAUGUGCGCACGCGGCUACGCCAGCAAGGACUUCUCAUCUGUCUUCCAGUUCCUUCGAGAAGAGGAGGGCCAGUAGACGGCAACACUCUGUCCCUUCCAAAGCCUUACCCAGCACUGCCUGCCUUUCACAUGACCUGACAUGCAAAACUUUGACCCAACUAUGUGAUUUCAUUGGCAUGCGUGUGCUGGGAGCCAUAAAUAAAUGAAUGAAUGAGUGAGUGAGCACAUAUGUAGAUUGGAUGGUAGUGGGAAAGGUGUGUGUGUGUGUGUGUAAUGUUUGAGGCUGUGAGUUCCUGUUGGAAUCAUGUUACUUUUGUGGGUCCACUCAUGUACAAUUAGUAAUCCACCAAUCAAUUGAUGAGAUGCCGUGAAUUAAAUUUUUGUUCUGAUUUUUUUUUCUUGCCUUCGUUGCUGUUCUGUAGGCUAACAAAAAUUUAUCAUUUCAUUCUCACAAACCCGCAAGACUCAGAUCAGCCGUUACACUCCUUCUCUUUGCAUAUGUACAAUUUUAGUUUUUAUAUCUUUAAUGUAUCUGUUGAGUCUAAUUUGCUGUGGCCUAGUCUUGGCAAUUGUUAAUAGUGUUGGAUCUACAUGUAAACACCUGGAAAUGAAAGCAGGAAAUAUCUGUAGCUUUGAUGUUAAGACUGUGGCGUGUUGAUGCAAGUUUAUAACACCUAUUUUUCAGUUCUACGCAAACCUGGAAACUGAAGUGGUAUUGUAAGGGUACUAAGCAAGGUUUACAAUUGUAUAGGUAAUCCUGAUGAAUGCGGUUAACCAGUUAAAAUGAUGCAACAAAGCACAUAUUUUUACCUGGUCUACCCCUCUCUUCAAGGUCAAGCAGUGGAAUGUUUUUUGAUGCUUCUUUAUGAAGCCUCACCUUGAAUUCAGUGGCAUGUAACAUGCACAAUAAAAACGACUCAUCAACA
Sinocyclocheilus anshuiensis is the source of this 1893-nucleotide messenger RNA. Its product is annotated as 3-hydroxyisobutyrate dehydrogenase, mitochondrial-like. Gene Ontology annotation, molecular function: NADP binding; 3-hydroxyisobutyrate dehydrogenase activity; NAD binding. The transcript is spliced from 8 exons. Gene Ontology annotation, biological process: L-valine catabolic process. The coding region runs from base 54 to 1043 and encodes 329 amino acids. Lineage: Eukaryota; Metazoa; Chordata; Actinopteri; Cypriniformes; Cyprinidae. Gene Ontology annotation, cellular component: mitochondrion. The record is from RefSeq and is a predicted model, not a curated record.